CGAGACCUCGGCCCCACCACGGUGCCGAUGGACAUGGCCCCCAACUCCUUUGAUGACCAAUAUGAAGGCUGCGGGCAAAUGAUGUGGGGUAAGAUACAGAAGGUGAACUAUACUGAGUUCACCAAGAAUUAUGUCUACGCUGAUGGCUGGAGGAAGGCAGCUGCGGAAUGGCAGAAGCGCUGGGGCCACCUCUCUCACCCCCCACAGCUAAGACGGGAGCAGGCCAUCGCCGUGCUGGCAUACACUGCUGCAAGCAAGCUAUACCAGCAGCUGAAUGCAGCCACACGUCAGGGCGGACGUUCCCAUCAGUACUAUUGCCUUUACUUCCACUUCAAGACGCUGCACUUCCUCCUGACCCAGGCGCUGCGUGCCCUGCAGGCAUCCCAGCCCUUCUGCUACAAAGUCUAUCGCGGUGUUGGGGGUGUCCGCUUCACAGCCCAAAGAGGGACGGCUGUGCGCUUCAGCCAGUUCACCUCCACCUCCCUAAGGAAGGAGGUCGCAGUGAAGUUUGGCCGGGACACCUUGUUCGUGAUUAAGACCUGCUAUGGUGCCCCAAUCAAGCAGUUCUCCUUCUACCCCUUGGAGGAUGAAGUCCUCAUCCCACCCUUUGAAGUCUUUGAGGUCACCAGCUUCUCCGUCGUCAAUGGCAGAAACCAAAUCCAUCUCCGCUCUAAGGGGAAGAAGAGUAAACACAACUGUGAGCUUCUAAAGCGUCCGUGUGGGCAGUGGGGUUGGGGCCACCAGGAGGUGGGGUUGGGGUUCAGCCCUGGGCCAGCUCUGCACUCCCUGGGCUGCUCCAACUGCAGCUGGUGGGGAUCGGGGCACAGAGAGGGUGACCCCAUCCCAGCAGCUCUGUAA
Molecule: messenger RNA, 858 nt
Organism: Centrocercus urophasianus (Greater sage-grouse)
Lineage: Eukaryota; Metazoa; Chordata; Aves; Galliformes; Phasianidae
Gene: ART1
Product: ADP-ribosyltransferase 1
Exons: 1
Molecular function (GO): NAD+-protein-arginine ADP-ribosyltransferase activity; NAD+ poly-ADP-ribosyltransferase activity
Source: RefSeq, a predicted model, not a curated record